AGUCGAAAAAUAAUAAAUUCAAUCUAAUAACUAACUUAACGCGGAAGCAAAGUUGGUUACCAUAGUAAGGAAAGAUACUAUGCGUUUCACCACCCUUCGUUUUUCUCUCUUACAAUUAAUUCUUUCCUAUUUCCACGAACCGCCUCAAUUUUCCUUCCGCUUAUAAAACCCAAUCAUAACUCACCAAUUUCUCAUUCCCAAUUUUCUCCCCUUCAAAACCUAACCCUAAAACCACACACAAACUUCAAUCAAUUCACCGAUCAACCAUGGCCGCCGAAUCACCACAACAAUUGGUUGAGGAGAAUCAUCAUACCACCGAAGAAGAACAACAAAAACUCAAGUACCUUGAAUUCGUGCAAUUCGCAACAAUUCAAGCCUUGAUGCGAUGCGCGAUCUUGUAUGCUUACGCUAAGGAGCGUUCCGGUCCACUCAAACCUGGCGUCGACACCGUAGAAGAAGCUGUGAAAACCGUCGUAGGUCCAGUUUACGACAAAUUCCAUCAAGUUCCAACUGAGCUUCUCAAAUACGUUGAUCGUAAGGUUGAUGAAUCUGUUGCUGAGAUAGAUCGUCAUGUUCCUACUAACGUGAAGAAGGUUUCAUCUCAAGCUAGAUCUGUUGUUACUGAAGUUCGUCGUACCGGAGUUGUUGAAUCUGCUUCUGGAUUGGCGAAAACUGUUUAUGAUAAAUAUGAACCUAAAGCUGAACAGUGUGCUGUUUCUGCUUGGAAGAAGUUGAAUCAGCUUCCACUUUUUCCUCAGGUUGCAAACGCUGUUUUGCCUAAAGCUGCUUAUUGUAGUGAGAAGUAUAAUGAAGCUGUUGCUUUGAGUGCUGAGAAAGGUUAUAGAGUUUCUGCUUAUCUUCCAUUGGUUCCUACUGAGAAGAUUGCUAAGGUUUUCGCUGCUUAAUCGAUUAUGAUUAUGAUUUCCGUUGUUGAUUUCUGUUGCGCCAGAUUGUUCUUUACAGUUAUUUUGUUUGUUUGAUUGUUUAGUUUUAUUUUGAUUUUCCAGAUAUUUGGGAAUGAGAAACUGUUUUUAGUUUGUUUUUAGUUUUCUGGUGUGGAUAUUGACAGUCAAUGGAAUCAUUUUCUAUAACAAUAUAGUUUGAUUUUAA
Trifolium pratense (red clover) is the source of this 1110-nucleotide messenger RNA. Its product is annotated as stress-related protein. Bases 267 to 905 code for a protein of 212 amino acids. The transcript has 2 exons. The record is from RefSeq and is a predicted model, not a curated record. NCBI's taxonomy places the organism in Eukaryota, Viridiplantae, Streptophyta, Magnoliopsida, Fabales, Fabaceae.